This is a messenger RNA of Lytechinus variegatus (green sea urchin), 8634 nucleotides long. Its product is annotated as neurogenic locus notch homolog protein 1-like. The record is from RefSeq and is a predicted model, not a curated record. The transcript is spliced from 58 exons. Gene Ontology annotation, molecular function: metalloendopeptidase activity; calcium ion binding. Bases 305 to 7690 code for a protein of 2461 amino acids. NCBI's taxonomy places the organism in Eukaryota, Metazoa, Echinodermata, Echinoidea, Temnopleuroida, Toxopneustidae. Gene Ontology annotation, biological process: extracellular matrix organization; axon guidance; proteolysis.
AUCCAAAUGCAACAGAGCACUGCAAAUAUUAUGUCCUUUUUAUUACCCCCAAGAUCAGUUGUUGGUUCCAUGGACAUAUAUUAAGUUCAUUGCUUGAUAAAGCUGUAGAAACAGCACAUUUGGCAUCAUUGUCAGAAUUUUUCCAGAAAUCGAUGACCUUAUAUUCUGGUUGGAUCUGAAAUAAUUCUUCUUAAGCUAAGAACGACCAUAUUCCACACCGUUUGUCGAUAUUUCAAAACCAGAAAAAAAAACAGAUUGGCGCCUCAUCGAAAGCUUUAUUUCUUAUCAAAAUCAAUGCAGUAAAAUGAAGGAUGCAUCUUACAACUACUUAUUCAUGUUACUUGCUUCGAUUUUAAUAUCACAUUCCUGUUUGGCAAAGUAUCAUGGAACACUAACAGAAGAUGAGCUUCGAUCAUACUCAAAGAAGGAUCAAAUAAAGGAAUAUGACGUCAUCCUACCAAAGAUCCACGAUCCAUCCAAAAUGUCAAAGCGGAGCACGGAUUCGUUCAAUCCCGACGCGGAGCGACAUACCGUGACCUUUCGGGCGUUUGACGAGGACCAUCACGUGGUUUUGAAAAGGAAUCAAUGGUUGAUCCCUCCCGGGUUAGAGGUGGAGUAUCUGCAACCGGAUGGAUCCACGCGGAAAGAACCGGUUCAAUCCAGUCGCUGUCAUUUCUUCGCGACCUCCAUCUCACAUGAGGGAUCAGAAGGAGCAUUGAGCACUUGUAGUGGAUUGAGGGGAGUUUUAUCGUUAGAUGAUGACAUGCUGUUUAUAGAACCUUUGAAAGAGGAACAUGCCAUGAGGAUCAGGAGGGGCACUGAUGCUGCGAUCCACCCUCAUCUAAUAUACAAACGACAAGCUACGGACGAAAAAGAAGCUUUUUGCCCAGGAGCAGUCUUACCAGUUACAGAUAACGGUGGGAUUGCAGGAAAUAUGACCCUCUCGGACGCCACCGUUUACGAUGGUCCGUAUCUUGGUCGUAAAAUCAUUGAGGUCUUUUACGUUGUGGACAAAUUUGUCUACGAUGAACAUUUGACAGGGACAGAGAGCUAUGCUACCACUAUUCUCAACAUUAUGAGCAGACGAUUUGCAGAUCCUAGUUUGGAUAUCGACGUCCGAUUCUCAGUGGUUCGACUUCUUAUCUCUAUGACAACAACAAUAACAGCAACAAGUCCUUCUGGUAAUGUCGAGAGUAUAACACCCACUGAAGUUGCAGAUACUACCUUUCCAGAGUUCUGCACCUGGCAAGCUGCUUUAAGUUUAAAUAAUGACACGGAUCCAAACGACUGGGACUUAGCCUUACUCUUUACUGGUCACGAUAUCUACCGUGAUAACAUGGAGUACAUUCUGCAAGGUCGGGCAAGGCUAGGUGGAACUUGUGACGUCGAUAAUAAGUGUUCAGUCACCGAGAAUACUGGAUUGUCAGCUGGUCUUACCAUGGCUCAUGAAACAGGACAUUCUCUUGGAGUGCAACACGAUGUCCUGUAUGGAUGUGAAGAAGGUGUAAACAUCAUGGCUACCGCCUCAGCUUUGAGCUCUGGAGCAAUGGAGUGGUCAUCCUGCAGUUCCGAACAUAUGAAGAUGUUUAUCAGCUCUCGUAGAUGUAUGGAUGACGUACCUGUUCAUUCUUUGGCUGACAUUUUUGAUAUCCCGAGUCAAGAUCUCAAUGAACAGUGUCGGCAGGUUAUGGAAGACCCAGAUGCAGAGAGUUGCAUAACAAUUACGAACUGCACACGUUUGUAUUGCACUCUUCCUGGAAGUUCAUCCUGCAGGUCUAAUUCAGUUCCAGCAGAAGGAAGUCCAUGUGGUGAUCUUAGUGGUAAUAUGAGGUGCAUAAAUACAAAAUGCGUGAGUGCAUCAAUUGCGCUUCCGGCGGCAGUGGAUGGUGGAUGGACAGAGUUCGGUGCCGAGUUUUCCACAUGCUCUCGUUCUUGCGGGACAGGGGUUCAAUACCGCAGCAGAGCCUGUACGAAUCCCAGGCCACAGUGGGGCGGUGCACCAUGUGAGGGGCAAAGCCAUAUCUACAAGAUUUGCAACGAACAGCCCUGCAUGACAUCACAAGACGAUUACCGAAAUGAGCAGUGUGCCUCAACAAAUUCAAUUCCAUUUGGUGGUGUGACCUACGAGUGGACAGAUUAUCAACAUUCAACUUUUUUAGGAGAUGAGGUCUGCGAGAAGAGUUGUCUGACAACAGGGACGAAUGGACUUUUUCGCAGCGACAGACCGGGAAACUUCCACGACGGGACCCUGUGCUGGCAGGAAUUACCCAGUGAUGUCGCUAAAUCAUUCGAGUUUACCAAGUCAAUUUGUCUCAAUGGAAAGUGCCAGCAGAAUUUCGGAUGCGAUGGCGUUCUAGAUUCUGGCCUUGUUUACGAUGACUGCCAUGUUUGCGAUGGAGACGGCUCAUCUUGCAACUGCACGAGUCUUGAGUUGACUUCUUGGUCAUCAACAGGAGAAUCUGUGAUUGCCACUAUUCCUAUUGGGGCAACUAGCAUUACAGGUGAUAGUUAUGGAGAUGACCAUUUCUUAGGACUGAGGGUUAAUGGAGAUUUUAUAUUUGGAAUCGACACCACCGGGCCUACACUUACAUCAGGCGGUGACUACGAAAUUGGCAAUAUGCUGGUCAAUUACGAUCGAACGUUUCAGGUUGAGACCCACAUACGAUCGCUGUCUGAUCCUUCUACGGAAACGCUCGAUAUCUUACUUUGGACAUCGAGAACAACUGGCUUAAAUGUCAUAUUAAAUUACUGUUUGCCCAUGUUUGACCCCUGCGAUUCAUCACCCUGUCAAAAUGGAGGAAUAUGCUCUCCUGUUGAUGGUCAAUACUCAUGCCAAUGUCCAAACACUCAUAAUGGACCAAACUGUGAAACAGUGUUUGACCCCUGCGAUUCAUCACCCUGUCAGAAUGGAGGAAUAUGCUCUCCUGCUGAUGGUCAAUACUCAUGCCAAUGUCCAAACACUCAUAUCGGACCAAACUGUGAAACAGUGUUUGACCCCUGCGAUUCAUCACCCUGUCAGAAUGGAGGAAUAUGCUCUCCUGUUGAUGGUCAAUACUCAUGCCAAUGUCCAAACACUCAUAUCGGACCAAACUGUGAAACAGUGUUUGACCCCUGCGAUUCAUCACCCUGUCAGAAUGGAGGAAUAUGCUCUCCUGCUGAUGGUCAAUACUCAUGCCAAUGUCCAAACACUCAUAUCGGACCAAACUGUGAAACAGUGUUUGACCCCUGCGAUUCAUCACCCUGUCAGAAUGGAGGAAUAUGCUCUCCUGUUGAUGGUCAAUACUCAUGCCAAUGUCCAAACACUCAUAUCGGACCAAACUGUGAAACAGUGUUUGACCCCUGCGAUUCAUCACCCUGUCAGAAUGGAGGAAUAUGCUCUCCUGCUGAUGGUCAAUACUCAUGCCAAUGUCCAAACACUCAUAUCGGACCAAACUGUGAAACAGUGUUUGACCCCUGCGAUUCAUCACCCUGUCAGAAUGGAGGAAUAUGCUCUCCUGUUGAUGGUCAAUACUCAUGCCAAUGUCCAAACACUCAUAUCGGACCAAACUGUGAAACAGUGUUUGACCCCUGCGAUUCAUCACCCUGUCAGAAUGGAGGAAUAUGCUCUCCUGCUGAUGGUCAAUACUCAUGCCAAUGUCCAAACACUCAUAUCGGACCAAACUGUGAAACAGUGUUUGACCCCUGCGAUUCAUCACCCUGUCAGAAUGGAGGAAUAUGCUCUCCUGUUGAUGGUCAAUACUCAUGCCAAUGUCCAAACACUCAUAUCGGACCAAACUGUGAAACAGUGUUUGACCCCUGCGAUUCAUCACCCUGUCAGAAUGGAGGAAUAUGCUCACCUGCUGAUGGUCAAUACUCAUGCCAAUGUCCAAACACUCAUAUCGGACCAAACUGUGAAACAGUGUUUGACCCCUGCGAUUCAUCACCCUGUCAGAAUGGAGGAAUAUGCUCACCUGCUGAUGGUCAAUACUCAUGCCAAUGUCCAAACACUCAUAUCGGACCAAACUGUGAAACAGUGUUUGACCCCUGCGAUUCAUCACCCUGUCAGAAUGGAGGAAUAUGCUCUCUUGUUGAUGGUCAAUACUCAUGCCAAUGUCCAAACACUCAUAUUGGACCAAACUGUGAAACAGUGUUUGACCCCUGCGAUUCAUCACCCUGUCAGAAUGGAGGAAUAUGCUCUCCUGUUGAUGGUCAAUACUCAUGCCAAUGUCCAAACACUCAUAUCGGACCAAACUGUGAAACAGUGUUUGACCCCUGCGAUUCAUCACCCUGUCAGAAUGGAGGAAUAUGCUCUCCUGUUGAUGGUCAAUACUCAUGCCAAUGUCCAAACACUCAUAUUGGACCAAACUGUGAAACAGUGUUUGACCCCUGCGAUUCAUCACCCUGUCAGAAUGGAGGAAUAUGCUCUCCUGUUGAUGGUCAUUAUUCAUGCCAAUGUCCAAACACUCAUAUUGGACCAAACUGUGGAACAGUGUUUGACCCUUGCGAUUCAUCACCCUGUCAGAAUGGAGGAAUAUGCUCUCCUGCUGAUGGUCAAUACUCAUGCCAGUGUCCUAACACCCAUACUGGAACAAACUGUGAUGAAACAGUGUUUGACCCCUGCGAUUCAUCACCCUGUCAGAAUGGAGGAAUAUGCUCUCCUGCUGAUGGUCAAUACUCAUGCCAAUGUCCAAACACCCAUACUGGAACAAACUGUGAUGAAACAGUGUUUGACCCCUGCGAUUCAUCACCCUGUCAGAAUGGAGGAAUAUGCUCUCCUGCUGAUGGUCAAUACUCAUGCCAAUGUCCAAACACCCAUACUGGAACAAACUGUGAUGAAACAGUGUUUGACCCCUGCGAUUCAUCACCCUGUCAGAAUGGAGGGAUAUGCUCUCCUGUUGAUGGUCAAUACUCAUGCCAAUGUCCAAACACUCAUAUUGGACCUAACUGUGAAACAGUGUUUGACCCCUGCGAUUCAUCACCCUGUCUGAAUGGAGGAGUAUGCUCUCCUGCUAAUGGUCAAUACUCAUGCCAAUGUCCAAACACCCAUACUGGAACAAACUGUGAUGAAACAGUGUUUGACCCCUGCGAUUCAUCACCCUGUCAGAAUGGAGGAAUAUGCUCUCCUGCUGAUGGUCAAUACUCAUGCCAAUGUCCAAACACCCAUACUGGAACAAACUGUGAUGAAACAGUGUUUGACCCCUGCGAUUCAUCACCCUGUCAGAAUGGAGGAAUAUGCUCUCCUGCUGAUGGUCAAUACUCAUGCCAAUGUCCAAACACCCAUACUGGAACAAACUGUGAUGAAACAGUGUUUGACCCCUGCGAUUCAUCACCCUGUCAGAAUGGAGGAAUAUGCUCUCCUGCUGAUGGUCAAUACUCAUGCCAAUGUCCAAACACCCAUACUGGAACAAACUGUGAUGAAACAGUGUUUGACCCCUGCGAUUCAUCACCCUGUCAGAAUGGAGGAAUAUGCUCUCCUGCUGAUGGUCAAUACUCAUGCCAAUGUCCAAACACCCAUACUGGAACAAUCUGUGAUGAAACAGUGUUUGACCCCUGCGAUUCAUCACCCUGUCAGAAUGGAGGAAUAUGCUCUCCUGCUGAUGGUCAAUACUCAUGCCAAUGUCCAAACACCCAUACUGGAACAAACUGUGAUGAAACAGUGUUUGACCCCUGCGAUUCAUCACCCUGUCAGAAUGGAGGAAUAUGCUCUCCUGCUGAUGGUCAAUACUCAUGCCAAUGUCCAAACACCCAUACUGGAACAAACUGUGAUGAAACAGUGUUUGACCCCUGCGAUUCAUCACCCUGUCAGAAUGGAGGAAUAUGCUCUCCUGCUGAUGGUCAAUACUCAUGCCAAUGUCCAAACACCCAUACUGGAACAAUCUGUGAUGAAACAGUGUUUGACCCCUGCGAUUCAUCACCCUGUCAGAAUGGAGGAAUAUGCUCUCCUGCUGAUGGUCAAUACUCAUGCCAAUGUCCAAACACCCAUACUGGAACAAACUGUGAUGAAACAGUGUUUGACCCCUGCGAUUCAUCACCCUGUCAGAAUGGAGGAAUAUGCUCUCCUGCUGAUGGUCAAUACUCAUGCCAAUGUCCAAACACCCAUACUGGAACAAACUGUGAUGAAACAGUGUUUGACCCCUGCGAUUCAUCACCCUGUCAGAAUGGAGGAAUAUGCUCUCCUGCUGAUGGUCAAUACUCAUGCCAAUGUCCAAACACCCAUACUGGAACAAACUGUGAUGAAACAGUGUUUGACCCCUGCGAUUCAUCACCCUGUCAGAAUGGAGGAAUAUGCUCUCCUGCUGAUGGUCAAUACUCAUGCCAAUGUCCAAACACCCAUACUGGAACAAACUGUGAUGAAACAGUGUUUGACCCCUGCGAUUCAUUACCCUGUCAGAAUGGAGGAAUAUGCUCUCCUGCUGAUGGUCAAUACUCGUGCCAAUGUCCAGACACUCAUAUUGGAACAAACUGUGGUGAAACAGUGUUUGACCCUUGCGAUUCAUCACCCUGUCAGAAUGGAGGAAUAUGCUCUCCUGCUGAUGGUCAAUACUCAUGCCAAUGUCCAAACACUCAUAUUGGAACAAACUGUGAAACAGUAUCUACACAUUUCCCAGAGAUUGACCCAUGCGAUGCCAAACCUUGUGGGAAUGGAGGAACAUGCUCCUCCAGUAACUCUGUUUACUUAUGUCAGUGCCCGAGUUCUCACGAGGGAACAAAUUGUGAGAUCGCUAAGUCUGCAUGUAGCACAACUGAAUGCGGUAGGGAAGAAGUUUGCAACCCUGAUGCGGGCGUGUGUGUAUGCAGAAGCAAUCUUGUUAGAACCUCAAACGGGCAAUGUAGGAGACCUUAUACCUUCUCGAUCUUUAUUGCCAUCGUGGCCUUGGACGAUAUCACAUCGUUUGAGGAUAUUGUCAAUAACCCCGACACCCCAUACGCAUUGGCCAUCAGACAACGAAUUAUUCUAAUGCUGUAUAGCAUUUUCCGGCCAAGGUAUGGAAACCGCUUCUACGGCAUCAGGUUCAAUUCAUGGCGACUUGGAAGUCUUGAAGUUGAUGUAGAAAGCAUGUUUGAGGAUGAUCCUGAGUCUGAACAGACUCUGACACGGACGGAAGUAGCUGAGGUCCUUACAGCUGAUCUUCAAGAUAGUAAUACAACAUAUGGAAUCUUAGUGGAUCCAGAGAGAACAAUCAUUUCCGACAUUGACGAGUGUUCUAACAUCACACUGAAUGACUGUAGCGCGAAUGCAGAGUGUACCAACCUGGAAGGCAGCUAUAACUGUACCUGUCUUUCCGGAUACACUGAUACCAGCCCUAACGGGUCGGAUCCAGGAACGCAGUGUAAAGCGAAUGGUCUAAGUGAAGGGGUCAUUGUCGGUCUGGCUGUCGGGGGUGUCGUCAUCGUCUUGGUGGUCGUCGUCCUGAGCUUAUGUACACUCGCAGCGAGGCGUCAGAUGAUGAAUCACCGCAGAAUGGCGGCAACGUCGCCCAUCAGCAAACUGGGCAUGAUGCGAGAGGCGGGACCGGCUGUCAUUCCUUGGCAAGACAGUCAUUACAAAGGGGGCAAACACAGAUCUGAUAUGGAGAUGGGCUCCGUGGGGAGAACAGACGAUAAUGAAGGACCUUACUACUCGGGAGUAUAUGAUAAUCGCGGAUUUAAUCGAGUCUACAUGGCGACAGGAAAGAGUGGCUCGACACGUGGGCAAUACUACCAUGACUAGUGAAUGCAUGAAGACAGAGAGUAGAUUGCAUCAUACCAAACAGACACCAUGAAUAUUCAAAUUAAUUUAUUCCAUACCUCAUGAAAAAAUAGAUUUAAUCCAAUUUGAUCAACUAUACUGCUCCAGUUUGACAAUUAGUGCCAGACGCGACAUGGGGAAGGUAGGCUUUCUUCCUACUUUCUUGGUUUUUACGCCUUCUCCGUAUUCAUAAUUUACAUACUUUUGCAUCCUUUGUUUGUUCAUGAUAUUAUUGAUUUGUACAUUCUGUAUGAAAAUGGAUGAAAUGUCAAUCGGAAGAGAAUAGAUGUUUAGUUGAAAUGAAUUGAAUGUAUUUUUAUUUGGCUUUCAGGGUAGAACAAAAAUAUGUUCAUUAUUGUAAUUUGUAUUCGUUUACAUUUUGUAUACGGAAAAUAAAUGGAUCUAAAUCCUAAAAUCUAAAUCAUGCUUUGUUGGUGCCAACAGAAUUUCCACUUGAUAUUCCAAAUGGUUAGACAAAUCCCGAGCUUUCUUUACCACAUGUUACCACUGUGCCUGAUCAUGUUAAUUGCACGGAGAACGAUUAUUCAUAUUCUUUAAAAUAUGUUCUGUAACAUUAUUGUAGGAAGAAUGUAAUAAUUGAUCAGUUAAUUGCUAGGGAUUUGUCUUCAAAUACGCAUGCGCAUACAAUCGAAAUAUUGUAUUCUCUUUCGUGUAAAAUAUUGACAGAAUUCUUGUGUGUAGUCCUAUGGAUUUUUGCCUUACUGCGUGUCCCGCCUCCGAACUGGUUGUUAAUUUUUGACGGGUUUUUUCACGAAUCACGCUGUUAUUUUUAUUCAUUAAAUCAAUAAUAGAUAUCUCUUUUUCAUGAACUCAAUCUUAACCAUGUUUUUAUUUAUUAUCCUGAUGAUGCAUGUAUAUCGUUUUGAAUUAGGCAAUGUUUUCAUUUGAUUAAAUCAGAUACAAAA